This is a messenger RNA of Procambarus clarkii (red swamp crayfish), 1155 nucleotides long. NCBI's taxonomy places the organism in Eukaryota, Metazoa, Arthropoda, Malacostraca, Decapoda, Cambaridae. The record is from RefSeq and is a predicted model, not a curated record.
AUGCGGCUGCGGAUCCUCCAAUUUCUGCCUUUGAGUGAACGCAGCAAAGUGCCUGAAAGUGAGCGUACAAGUGGCUAUGACCGGGUAAAAAAUGGAUUGUCAACAAAAGCAGGAGAUAUAAUGUCGCAAUCGAGGCCGCUUGAUACUAUGAGCGUGGUGGACAAGUACAAGUACCAAGCACACAUUGAACUAACACACACUGAACUAACACACAUUGAACUAACACACAUUGAACUAGCACCCAUUGAACUAGCACACAUUGAACUAGCACACAUUGAACUAGCACACAUUGAACUAGCACACAUUGAACUAGCACCCAUUGAACUAGCACACACUGAACUAGCACACAUUGAACUAGCACCCAUUGAACUAGCACCCAUUGAACUAGCACACACUGAACUAGCACACAUUGAACUAGCACACAUUGAACUAACACCCAUUGAACUAGCACACACUGAACUAGCACCCAUUGACCUAGCACACACUGAACUAGCACACACUGAACUAGCACACACUGAACUAGCACACACUGAACUAGCACCCAUUGAACUAACACACACUGAACUAGCACACACUGAACUAGCACACACUGAACUAGCACACACUGAACUAGCACACACUGAACUAGCACACACUGAACUAGCACCCAUUGAACUAGCACACACUGAACUAGCACACACUGAACUAGCACACACUGAACUAGCACACAUUGAACUAGCACACACUGAACUAGCACACAUUGAACUAGCACACACUGAACUAGCACACAUUGAACUAGCACACACUGAACUAGCACACAUUGAACUAGCACACACUGAACUAGCACACAUUGAACUAGCACACACUGAACUAGCACACAUUGAACUAGCACACACUGAACUAGCACACACUGAACUAGCACACACUGAACUAGCAUCCAUUGAACUAACACACAUUGAACUAGCACACACUGAACUAGCACACACUGAACUAGCACACACUGAACUAGCACACACUGAACUAGCACCCAUUGAACUAGCACACAUUGAACUAGCACACACUGAACUAGCACACACUGAACUAGCACACACUGAACUAGCACACACUGAACUAGCACACACUGAACUAGCACACACUGAACUAGCACCCAUUGAACUAGCACCCAUUGAACAUUGA